Messenger RNA from Octopus sinensis (East Asian common octopus), 3084 nucleotides. RefSeq lists its product as uncharacterized. Lineage: Eukaryota; Metazoa; Mollusca; Cephalopoda; Octopoda; Octopodidae. The record is from RefSeq and is a predicted model, not a curated record. The transcript is spliced from 3 exons. Bases 1 to 3084 code for a protein of 1027 amino acids.
AUGGAGUUUAAGCCAUAUGGAUUCAAUGAUUUGGAUUGUAAAAGCAUCUCCGAUGUUAAAAAAUUAUUGAAAGUGAAACGCCAUAAUGAGACUUGUGGUACUCAAAAUGAUGUGGAUGUAACAGAAAACGGAAAUUCACUGUCAAAAACAGAAAUUUUUUUAUAUGGAAAAUGUAAAAAAGAAUUUAAUUUCCAAAUUAAGAGAGUUGUAUCAAUAUCAAGGGAUUCGAGAAAGCCUACCAAAAAGAUUCCAUAUAAAUUGGUUAAGAAAGAUAUUCUGGUUGCUUUGUAUGCAGUGAUUUCAAAUUAUGUAUUGACUUGUCCUCCAAAGGAUAUAAACGAAAUCACGGAUAUUAUUUUUGCAGGACAAUGUGCAUACGAAAAUUUGGUUCUUAAAAAUAAAAUAAGAACCUCUUGGAGGGAAAAUAUUGAGAAGAGAAUUACUAAAUGCAAGGAGAACCUCACUCUUAUUGCUAAUUUCUCCAGUCUGAAAUCCAAAAGUGAAAAGGAUACGGCCCUGGACUUUAUGUGCUCCUUUGGAUAUAAGAAGUCGAAAAAGGGAGAAAUCACCAGAAUAUGUACGUUAAUUGAAGAUAGAAUAAAAAUCAUGGAAAAAAGGAUUUCGAUUUAUGAGUCACGAAAAUCAUUUAGAAGAGACAAUUUUUGUUUUGAACUCAACAGAAAGAGGUUUUCCCGAAACCUGAAUGCUGGAGAAGAUAAUAAAUAUACGUUGCCAGAAGGUGAAUGUUUGUCAUUUUGGGAAAAGACAUGGAAAAAAGAUGAAAAUCAUAUUGUUACUGAUGUUGUUGGAAAACGUAUAACUGGCAUAGAACAAUCCCCAGUUGACAUCAAACCAGACUUUAUCAAAAGUAUUAUUAACUAUGCGCCAAACUGGAAGACUUCUGGAUGCAAUGGACUUGUUGUGAAUCACCUACUGACUUGCGUCCGAUUACAUGCAUGCCUAUACUAUACAAACUUGUUACAAAAUGUGUCAACACUAAAUUUGGUCUUGUUUCGGAUUACCAAACUGGGAGCUAGAAGACAUUGCCAGGGUGCAAAAGAACAGGCUUUAAUAAACCAGUGCAUUAACAAUCACUGUGGAAAUAACUUAUUUGCGACAUGGAUUGAUAUAAACAAAGCAUUUGAUUCUGUUAACUAUGAAUUUUUAUCGCUGGUAUUGGAUUAUUCUGGACUCCCUGAGUGGAUUGUAAAGUUUAUUAAAAGUUUGAUAAGUAAAUGGAAAGUGAUUCUGAAUCUCAAUGUAAAUAGAAUUGGAACAGUGAAAUUAGAAAGAAGAAUUCUUCAAGGAGAUUCACUAUCUCCCCAACUUUUUACGCUGGUAAUGGAUCCGUUGAGCAGGAUACUAAAUCACAAGUUUCCUAAAAUCUGUAUUGACCAUAAUGACCCGUCUCAAAUAACAUACUCAACUAAUCAUCUGCUAUUUAUUGAUGAUUUGAAAAUACUUGCUGAGAAAGAAAAUACGAUCUUGAGGAUGAUGGAAAGUAUUGAUGAAUACUUCAGUGUUGUUGGUCUCAGGAGGAAUUCUGAAAAAUCUGCAACCAAUCUGAAUUAUGUUAAAGAAACUAGAAGUUUUGACGGAUAUGAUGGAUAUCGAUAUCUGGGAGUCCUGGAGGAUAAAGGAAGCAAUGUAUUGAAGCAUGAAGUUAUGAAAAAAAUUGCAGAAAAUGUAAAGAAGAGAAUUGAAAGCUUUGUGAGCACGAAGAUAAAUGCAGUGAAUCUAUUCAAGGCGAUUAAUGAAUAUUCUCUAUCACUUUACAAUUACUAUAUUGGACUAAUUGACAUUGAGCCACACGAGUUUCAAGCCAUUGAUACCGAAGUUCGAAGGAUUCUAUCUAAUUUACAUGUUCAUCUGAAACCUGCAAAUAAGGAAAGAUUAUAUAUAAGCAGAUAUAACCUUGGAAGAGGACUUAAUUCAAUUGUCCAUAAAAGUGAAUGCAUGUUAUACCAAUUUUUGAUUGAUCUUGAAAGAAAGUCUGCAAUGUGUCUCAGAAAGGCUGGAAUCUUGCGGGUCCUGAAAAUAAAUAAAACACAUAUGGCCACCAUCGCAAGAUUUCUUACUUUCAAAUACAAUAUUGAAGAUCCUUCAGAAUUGAAUAUAAACAUAAUCAAGGAGAAUCAACAAAAGAGUCUAAUGAAGAUUAUUAAAUCGAAGAUGGUGCAUUCCGUACUUUUCAAAUGUUGUGAGGAUCAGAAUGUUGACAUCAAUAUGUCUACGGAAUGGCUAGUGAAUGGAAACAACAGUCCGAGAUCAGAAGCAAUGUAUUGUAUUAUUCAGGAUCGAAAUAUAUUUUUCAACGAUAACGGAGGAAUGUGCAAUCAUUGUAAUCAAGCUAAAAAAUCUGUUGAUCACAUGGCUACAAGAUGUAGCAGAAUGCUGAACAGUGAUUAUACCAGAAGACAUAAUGAAGUUAUAAGAUGCAUCCAUUUGCAUCUCUGCCGCCAAUAUGGAAUCAGGAAAACCAAAAGGUUAAAGUCACACACAGUCCAGUCAGUUAGCUCAAAUCAUAAAGUGGAGAUAAGAGUGGACAUCACCUUGCAGACAGAUGUUCAUGUAAAAAACAAUAUACCAGAUAUCUUUGUCCUUGAUAAAAAGAAAAACGAAAUCACUCUAAUUGAAGUCGGAAUUACUUCCCACGCCAUGUUAAAGCAAGUGGAAGUAGAAAAACUGCAUAAAUAUGAUCUUCUUGCUGGAGAAUUAUCUCAAAUCCACGGUGCGAAGGGAACGAUAAUCCCCAUUGUCCUCACAUGGGACGGGAUAGUUUCUAAAUUCUAUAAGUCUUAUAUGGAAAGACUGAAGUUGGAUGCUUCCACUAGAUCGUAUAUACAAUCGCUGACGAUUAAGAAGACAUUGGAGGCCAUGCUUGUUGAACAUAAACAUGGAGUGGAAAUUGAAAAACAUGAGGAACAAGUUUCAAGGGCCACCAACCACCUCCUAAAAUUGGCUAGAGAAACAACAGAUCCAUCAGAUUUGCCGGAAGAUGUGUCUCAUGUGUCAUAUGAAGUGUUAGAAGAGGAGAAUACGCAGAUCCAGUGCAACGGUCCAAAAAGGAGGAGAAUUAUAUAG